GGAGAUGUUAAUCCACGCUCUGGGUGGGCCGCAAUGCAGCGAUAGCUCUGACCCACACUCGGGCGUGGAAACCUUCCUGCUACCGGGGGGUCUGAAAUCUGGACGCGGCGCUUAGCUGUGCGGAACACAGAGCCUUGUGCCUGCGGCGCCGAUACCCCGCUUCGGGGCCUCGCGCUUUGGGGACCCUUCGGGCCCCUGGGCUGGACACCGGCCGCGAUCGUGGGACCUUCCCGCCCGCCCUGGGGGGCGCCUGGGCCGCAGCAGGCGGGGAUUGAACUGCCCCCGGCACACGGAGGCAGAGGAGCCGCAGAAGAGGCCGCUAGUGCAGGGAGCGUCUCCCCGCCCCCGCCCGGCCUUGUCCCUGCUCCUGGAGCCCCGGAACCCGUGUGCCGGGCCGUGCUCGCCGGCCGGAGCGCGCUGGCUGAGCCACCCUGACGGGAAGCGGGUCAGCUGAGCGCGGGGAGGCGCCCGGCCUAGGAGCGGAGCAGGCGAGCGGCCGCCGGGAAGAUGCUGCUGGUGCUGUCGGAGGAGCACAAGGAGCACCUGGGCUUCCUGACCCAGUUGUUGGUGAAUUUGGCCGUAUCGCCGUGGAGUUCUUAAGAAAAGGCACCAACUCGAAAAUCUAUGAAGGAGCCGCAAGUAAGAGCGAGAGAAGCGGGGCAGAAGGGAAAACUUAAUGUUAGUAGUGACGUUAUUCAGCAUGGAGUUGAGGGAUUAACAUAUCUUCUCACUGAGGGCUCCAAGCUCAUGAUUUCUGAGAUAGACUUCCAAGACUCUGUACUUGUUCUGGGAUUCUCAGAAGAAUUGAACAAAUUAUUGCUCCAGCUUUACCUUGACAACAGAAAGGAGAUCAGAAGCAUUCUUGGUGAACUGGCACCAAAGCUUCCCAGUUACCACAGCCUUGAAUGGAGACUAGAUGUGCAGCUUGCCAGCAGAAGUCUGAGACAACAGAUUAAACCAGCUGUCACUAUAAAGCUACACCUUGAUCAAAAUGGAGAUCAGACAACCAAAAUAUUACAAACUGACCCUGCUACUCUGCUCCACCUAAUUCAGCAAUUGGAACAAGCCUUGGGGGAAAUGAAAACAAAUCAUUGUAGGCGAAUAGUCCGCAACAUCAAAUAACAUUAAUUUGUGACUUAUCUCAUUAAGUAAUUUGUUUUCUACUACUGUUUCACAAUGUUCACAAGUAUACAUUUUGAGGAAAAUAAACAUCUGGAUCAGAUUAAAUGCUUUCCUGUGCUAGGAUCUGCAGCCAGUGGUUACAGGCCGAACUUCCUUUGUUGCUAACUUUAUACAGAUGCCUGAUGUGAGUUAGGAUAAUUGUCUUGUGCUUUAACUCAAUAUAGAAAUUAGUCUGGUCAGCUCUACAUUAGUUCUCUCUCCUUGGUGAGCAUCCCUAAUAUUAUAUAGGGCUGUCUCAAUGUAAUACAAAGUUGUGUAUUCAUUGCUAUAUUUUUCAAGCAACAUUUUUCUCUUGUGUUCUUUCUUAAAAUAAAAAAAUACUUAUA
This is a messenger RNA of Mauremys reevesii (Reeves's turtle), 1508 nucleotides long. RefSeq names its product COMM domain containing 2 (gene COMMD2). The transcript has 5 exons. The record is from RefSeq and is a predicted model, not a curated record. NCBI's taxonomy places the organism in Eukaryota, Metazoa, Chordata, Testudines, Geoemydidae. The coding region runs from base 625 to 1122 and encodes 165 amino acids.